CGUACGAAUUAAUAACUCGCUUGGCCAGAUGGCUGCUGGAGAUCAAAAGUGGCCACCUAUGCUCUGCACGGCUGCUUAUAUACGGGGAACAUCGAGGAAAUCGUUUCAGGAUGUAACCAACAAGGUUACACGGUUAUACGAGACGGUAUGCCGACUCGGGAUCUUUUGUUGGUUGUAGAUAAUACCCAGAUGCUGAAGAGUGCUGAAGAAUGAGGGACCCUAUUUUACUGUCUACCAUCUCAACGAGGGAUGGAAAAAGUGAUACGGCCGCUUUAAGUGCCGUUUUCCAGGUACAAAGCCAUUUACAACCCGGGAGGCGAAAGAAAAAUUAUCGCUCCCUAUUUCCAUGGUUCUGAACGAACCACCAGGAGGGGCGUUUCAUCCGCCAAACUCUGCGACAUUCUGCUCGUCUUAUCUUCAGCAGAUGUACGAACUGCUGAGGACCCGACCUAAACCGUCCCUGUCGUUUUCCUAACUUGUAAUCUUACCCCGGGAACCGGGAUCCCCUUAUUACCCGCAUCCGAGUUUAUCCUCCACACCUGAGAGGGCUGGAUUGAUAUAAAUCUCAACACAUCCGGCUGUUGGAGUAUUCCAAUAAUCUCAUUCUUUGCAUCCACGAUAAGAAGCGCCGCCAACACACCUCCAAGACUCAUAAUCCUCUUCGCAACUCCCUCACUACAUCCGUCACAAUGGGCUCACUCGUCCAUUUCCACGAAUCUGACUUCACUCGCGAGACUCGCGCUGCUCACAUUGGCCAAAGAGGCUUCACCGUCUGGUUCACCGGAAUUUCAGGCUCCGGAAAGUCCACCAUCGCUGUAGCCCUAGAGAAGGAGCUCAUUUCCAAACGCAAGCUCGUUACUUACCGACUUGAUGGCGAUAAUAUACGUACUGGUCUCAACAAGGGUCUCAAAUGGUCGGCAGCAGACCGAACUGAGAACAUUCGCCGUAUCGGCGAGGUAGCCAAGCUCUUCGCCGACUGUGGGAUUGUUACUCUUACUUCUUUUAUCUCACCGUUCGCCGUCGAUCGAGCUGCCGCACGUAAGCUGCACGAGCUAUCAGAGGCAGAGAAGGAAAGAGGAGAAACUCCCCUACCGUUCAUUGAGGUUUACGUCGAAGCACCUGAAGAUGUCGCCUUCAAAAGAGAUAAGAAGGGCCUUUUGAGAAUGCAGAAAAGUGGAAUGGUGAAGCUCUCGGGUGCAGGCAAGUCGGGUGAUGAAGAAUACAAUAUCCCCGAAAAUCCCGAGAUACACAUCAACAACGACGAAAACAUGACCAUGGAGAUUGCGGUCAAGCUCAUCAUCGACUACCUUGAAAAGAGGGGUCUCCUCGAUAGCCCACCAGACAUUGCAACUGCUGAAGCUGAAUCCGCGAAGCGCGUGAAGGAGGGCCAAGACAUCAAAGAAAAGAGACUACUGCGUGAGCUAGACGAGAAAGAUGCCGCCGUCAAAGCCGCCGUGGCUUCCGGUAACAGUGAGCAGAUUGAAGAUGCCCGGAAAAGUGCAGCCUUGGCUGCAGGUGCUCUCAAGUCCUUUAUCGCCAACAAGUACAGAGCGAUCGAUGAGGCCGCCAAAGCUGCUGAAGAAGCUGCAGCUGCCAAAGCGGCCGAAACUGAAGAAGCCAACAAACUUGCACAAGCUACACGUGCUGAGGCUGCUAAGUUGGCCCAAGAUCUCGCUACCUACGAUGCUGAAACUUCUGCUCGUACCACUGCUAAUUAAGCAGCUCCCCCUCUCUGUUUUAUCCUGUUUUCACCUGCCUUAUGCUGUAAAGAUAUCCUCUCACACCUUGAUAUAGAGCACGGAAUAGUCACGAACUACGAACAUAGAUUUUGUUAUUUUUCA
This is a messenger RNA of Trichophyton rubrum CBS 118892, 1841 nucleotides long. RefSeq names its product adenylylsulfate kinase. The record is from RefSeq and is a predicted model, not a curated record. Gene Ontology annotation, biological process: sulfate assimilation. NCBI's taxonomy places the organism in Eukaryota, Fungi, Ascomycota, Eurotiomycetes, Onygenales, Arthrodermataceae. The transcript has 2 exons. Gene Ontology annotation, molecular function: ATP binding; adenylylsulfate kinase activity. Bases 690 to 1718 code for a protein of 342 amino acids.